This is a messenger RNA of Coregonus clupeaformis (lake whitefish), 1590 nucleotides long. Its product is annotated as protein TsetseEP-like. The record is from RefSeq and is a predicted model, not a curated record. The transcript is spliced from 5 exons. NCBI's taxonomy places the organism in Eukaryota, Metazoa, Chordata, Actinopteri, Salmoniformes, Salmonidae. The coding region runs from base 197 to 925 and encodes 242 amino acids.
GCAAGUUUAUACGAUUGUGUUCAGUGGGAGCGCGGAUGCGAUGAUCUGCAGUGUGCGUGGGACUACACUCUGACCAACACACCAUCUGGCAUCUACAACAAGAAGGACAAUUUUGCAUGUACACAUAAAAAGACAAUAUAAUACAUCUGCAGAAAACAUAACAUUUCACAAGUGAACCUUAAAUAAUUCUACCAUCAUGGAACUUGACGCGUCUAUCAUUCUCCCUGCGCUCUUCUUUACCAUUCUUGCUGUUGUCUUGGCAGCCAAAUUCAUCCCCAAAAAACAACCAGAGGAGAAGAAGAAGAGGGUUAAAGUAGGCUAUGGAGACGACAGUCCUCCUUCCAGAGCAUUGGCACCAGCAGUACCAGUAGUGGAAGUACCAAAAGUGGAGAUAUCACCACCAGUGAUGAAACCUGAAGUUAUCCCCGAGCCAGAAACAGUUGCCCCAGUAGUUGAAGAGAUCAAUGUUGUAGAAGAAGAGACAGUAAAAGAGCCAGAAAUUAUCCCCGAGGUUCAGACUGUGCCAGAGCCCGUGCCAGAACCCGUGGUUGAGCCAGAACCCGUGCCUGAGCCCAUCCCAGAGCCAGAGCCCAUCCCAGUCGUUGUUGAGGAGCCCAUCCUUGAGCUCAUCGCCGAACCUGAACCUGUACCCGUGGUGAAGGAGGUCCCCGUCAGAGAGCCCACCCCUGAGCCAGCGAGGGAACCCACCCCAGAGCCAGCAAGAGAACCCACCCCCGAGCCAGCGAAGGAACCCACCCCUGAGCCCGUCUUCGUGCCAGAGCCAGAGGACCUUGAGAGCAACGGUACUGAGGAGGUGCACUUUACCCCAGGAAUGAAGAUGAGCAAGUUGGAGAAGCUGAUGACCAAGGAGGAGAUGGAGGAGGAGCAGAGGAUAGAGCUCACACCUGAUUUUACCUCUCUAUAAGCAACAUCGACAAGCACACUGUGAGUUAGGAAGGAUUAUGGUGCAGCUGAGUAGGCGAUGAAGAAAAGGAAGGACUCUACACCCACACCUUUCUAUUCUUUACUUUGUUUCCUGAAAAGUGAUCACUGAAGAAGAACCUUUGAAACCUCUGCUGAGAAGAGCGAUCUCUUCUGUUGAUUGUCCGGCGACUCUGCUGUUGAUCUGGAAAAUAUCUGUUGCUUUUCGUCCUCUACUCUUUUCUUUCCUUCUUUAUUACUUUUGAAGGAUGUGAGUUAAAGGCUACUGCUCAACUCUGCCUGUGAAUAGCAUGCUGCAUUACACCAAACACACAAGUGCCUAUGUGAAUCUGUGCCAAUCAGUAACAUCCGACUAGCCUAAUGAUUGCAUUCUGAAUGCUGAGAAAAGCAUAUAUCUCACUCCUGUCCUGACUUUGACGAUCGUUGGGGCUUUUGUCACUUUAGAAGUAUGUAACCAAUGCACACUGACAAUGAAUGGGCUUCUUUUCAUAUGGGACUGGAGAUCGGUUGUUAGAAUGGCUGAAGUUGAAUAUGUGUAUGACAACCCGUAGUGAUUUUUGUAGAAAGAUUGAAAUGUUUAGUUUAAACAUGACAUUUUGGGGCUUUUGUAAACUCUUGAUUAUUAAAAGCCAGUUUGUCUAAAACCAA